CGACCACUUCCUUUUAAAGAAGGUUGCUUUACAUAACCGAGUUGUUUCCAUAAUUUAUGCAACAUUAUCAUCCUACAGCCGAAGCACAUCAUAUCUUCAUUUCGGGCUCAAGAAGAACGCCCGGCAAAGGCGGGGUUGAUACGACGUUGAAAUAUCAAGACAUAUAAACUCAACAUGUCCGACGGUCGCUAUGGCUCUCAAAGUGAGAAUAAAAAGCCUCAAGUGUACAACAUGAGCGUCGCAAACUCCAACGUUGUCGUGGUUGGCGGCGGUAUUGUCGGUGCCUCUAUCGCUUGGCAUCUCUCCUCCGAGACAAACGUGACCAUCAUCGCGGAAGAUAUCGGAGGAGUAGCUACUCCCAAUUCAUUCGCUUGGCUGAAUGCUGCUUCAUCGGAUAAGAAGUUCUACUACGACUUUCGACUUAGGUCUCUUGAGCACUGGAGAGAGAUUGAGAAAGCUGUUGAGAACUUACCCAUUCAUUGGGGAGGUACUACAAGCUGGGAUAAAUCGCCCCGAGAACUUGAGGAGGAGCAGAAGAACCUGACUGCUUGGGGAUAUGAUGUUAUCCGUGUUGACAAGACGGAGAUAUCGAAGCGAGAACCUCGUAUUGAAGAGACGAAGCUUCCAGAAUGGGGUCUUGGUUACGAUCAAGAGGGAGCUCUGGAAGCUGAAAAGGCUGCUGAGUUACUGAUCAACCUAGCAAAAGACAGCGGAGCCAAGGUUCUCGAGACCAAGGUUAAAGGCUUCACAAAGACCGAUGGCCAUAUCAGCGGCGUUACUCUCUCCUCCGGCGAAACUAUCCCUGCAGACCAUGUCGUCGUAGCCGCAGGCCUCGGAAGCGUCUCCCUGCUCGCAUCGCAAAACAUUCAUCUCCCACUCAAAAGCACAGCAGGUCUUCUCGUCAACACAAAACCGACCCCCAAGAAACUAAUCAACGGUGUAAUCAACGCUCCCGAACUACACAUACGUCAAACACUCGACGGAGCCUUACUUUUCGGUUCAAGCUACGCUGGAGGCGACCUAGGCGACGAUCCAGAAAAGACGGCACGUGAGCUCUUCGCCAAACUUCAAAAGUCAGUCAUCGGCGGAGAAGAGCUUGAGUUCAGCCACUACACUAUCGGACAUAGAGUUUUGCCAGAAGAUGGGCUACCGAUUCUUGGAGAGACGGGGUUGGAUGGGCUUAGUGUUGCUGUGAUGCAUUCUGGGGUGACGAAUGGGGCUCUUGUUGGGAAGUUGUUGAGCAGGCAGAUUCUCACUGGGGAGACGGAUCCUAUACUGGAGAAUUUCCGACUAGAUCGUUUUGCAUAAAUCUACCUUAUUGACUAGAGGAUAAUCAACGUCUUGUCAAUCAAAGUCCUCUCGCAGAAGUUGCAUUAUUUCGAAAGGACGACGAUCAUACUUAGGAAAAACUAGAACUAAUGUUCGUAUUGUACUGA
Molecule: messenger RNA, 1436 nt
Organism: Fusarium oxysporum Fo47
Lineage: Eukaryota; Fungi; Ascomycota; Sordariomycetes; Hypocreales; Nectriaceae
Product: FAD dependent oxidoreductase
Exons: 1
Coding region: 175-1308 (377 amino acids)
Cellular component (GO): cytoplasm
Molecular function (GO): oxidoreductase activity
Source: RefSeq, a predicted model, not a curated record